This is a messenger RNA of Paramormyrops kingsleyae, 2719 nucleotides long. Its product is annotated as class E basic helix-loop-helix protein 22-like. Gene Ontology annotation, molecular function: protein dimerization activity; E-box binding; DNA-binding transcription factor activity, RNA polymerase II-specific. Gene Ontology annotation, cellular component: nucleus. Lineage: Eukaryota; Metazoa; Chordata; Actinopteri; Osteoglossiformes; Mormyridae. Gene Ontology annotation, biological process: positive regulation of transcription by RNA polymerase II; sensory organ development; axon development. The record is from RefSeq and is a predicted model, not a curated record.
GAGGGCGCCAUACUCAUUCAGAUAAUAAUCAUAGUAGUUUUCGUGCUUCUUUAUUCUCACACAGCAUGACCAAAUAAUAAUUCUACGUUACGAAGAAAACAUGAGAUUUUAUUUAGGAUUUCUUUAUAUCACUAGCAAUUAUACAGGCCUAAUACACAUUUUCAUGAUUUCAUGAAUAAUUUGUUCUGCAAAUUGUUGAACUAAGAAAUGCAAGGGAAAUUGACAAGGAAAAUAUACAUUUAGAGUACAUUAUAGAAAAAUUACGUUUCAAUUAUAUUUCAUAAGUGCAUCUUUACAAAUAUUGCAGAUUUAAUCCAAACAUUCAUCCUCAAAAUCGGGGCAGCGGUUGGAAGAUGGAUAAUUACUCACAGGCACAUUAAAACAUAUUAAAAAAACACACACACAGGUUUGUAAUUAUAUCUUUGUGAGGACUCUCCAUUCAUUUCUGAGAGAGAGGGGGAGAGAGAGAGAGAGAGAGAGAGAGUUCAUCGAGCAAUCCUUUGAAGACAUAAAAUGUGAAUGGCAGGUUUUUUCUCUGUAAAUCUAUCGAAAUUAUAAGUUCAUAACCAAUUCGUGACAUUAGCUGCGUUUAUGCUGUAUGCGCGGCUAUGUACUUCAUAAUGUACUCCAGAGAGAUCCGACCGCAGGAACGUAGGGGGUGGCCAUCGGUAAAAUAGGACUAAUUAAAAGCGUAACCUGAUUGGAUGGCGAAAUCGCCGUAGAGAUCUGGGUACGGAGCGAAAGACGCGCCGGUGCUGGGCGUCCGCGCACGUUUGCAGUCGCACAGACGUCGUUAUCAUUUGGGGACUCUGAUUAUGGGUCUACAAAACCUGGUCCUGGUGGAUUAUGCUUUGGAACACAAGCUUUAGGUGAGAAAGGAGGUCAUUCUUUGGCAAAACCCUAAGUGCUAUGUGAAAGGAAAUGUCUUUGCCAAAUGUAAUUGUGGAUGAAGCUUCCAGAGACUCUCAAUCAGAAGUUAAGACUUCAGGACACGGGGACUAUGACUCCGCGCAGCUAGGAGCAUCACAGGAAAGUGGCGAUGGGCCGGUUACUGGCGAUCGGCCGACCGGAGAGAGCAGCCGCAGGCUGUGUACGAUGGAGAGUAGCGCGGGGGAGCAGAGCCUAGACGAUGACAGCGACGGCAGGUAUGAUAUGACGCCCAUGAUGGAUAAAAGGAUGUCCGCGUCCAGCAUUAAAACCGAGCCGGGUAAAAAAAUCAAGGAGCAUAAGGUCCUGAGGCUGAAUAUCAACGCUCGGGAGCGGAGGAGGAUGCACGACCUGAACGAGGCACUGGACGAGCUGCGCUCCGUCAUCCCCUACGCGCACAGCCCGUCCGUCCGCAAACUCUCUAAAAUCGCCACUUUACUGCUGGCCAAAAAUUACAUAUUGAUGCAGGCGCAGGCGCUGGAAGAAAUGAGACAACUGGUGGCAUAUUUCAGCCAAGGACAAACUCUUUCCUCGGUGCAUCUGUCUGCUGUUGUCACACCGGCUCCAGGUGCCCGUGAAGCUUUUCCCGUGCCCGCCGGCGCCGCCACGUCCUCCUGCCCCGACAAAUUUGUUUUGUUCAACAGAGUCCCGUUUAGCUUCUAUAUGCAGGGCAAGUCUUAAAUAAUACAGCAUCACUUCGUAAAAGCAGCAAAUCCUGCUACAACAUUAAUUUAAAACGGGUUUAGCGGUAAAAGGUGCGGGAAACACCUUUAAUCAUUAAUGUAAUAUUUUGAAAACUGUUUUGAAGUAUAAAUGUGAAUAUUAAAGUCGUAUAAAUCGCUUUUCAGUCUUCGCGGUUAUUUAUUUGGUUUACUGGAGAAACGUGAUCGAUAUGGUAAAGAACGUCGUCUAUUUAAUUUGACGAGAAACGAUGUAAAUUUUAACUUUAUUCGUGUAAACCAGCGUUUCCCAGCCCGCUUCUCGGGGAUUCACAGAUAGUCCACAUUUUUGCUAACGUGACGUUUUGACUACAUUGUCUGAACAAAGCUGUGAUAUGUUCAUUAUUAGACAUUAUGUCAUAGUGUGGUUGCAUUGAGCUGUUUGUACAAUGUUGGUGUGUUGAAAAGCCUUAAUAAAAUAUUUUGAAUACAAUUCAUUGUGUUUCUAAUCUAUCAGCGGUACUAUGGGUCCACUGUAUACCGUAAUAAAUAUUCAGUGGACAUCAUUCGCCAAGGUCAGAGCCUACACCAUACAACAAAAUCAAUUAACAGUGAAAUUGGUAACAUUUGUUUCAAGCGACAAUACCAGAUAUAAUAGAUAUAAAUAUAUUUUCUUAUUACUUAAAAUUAAAGUAAAACAGGUUAAAGAAAAAUUGCAAACCAAUUAACCAAAUAUGAUAUCUAUGUCUGCUGAACCACAGCACUUAUAAGUCACCGGAUUGUUGGUUUACAUGUCUGACAGCUGUUUGUCUUUUUACAAAUCUAACUUUCUCUCGGAGUGACUCGUACACCAAGCAAGUCGAGCACAAAGUGUCUCUUUAGACCUGAUCUGUUGAUCCAUCUACAACGCUUUCACAGAACAUUAUUUUGAAUAAAAAUAGCUAUUUUCUCCAGCUGUGUUUCAAUCAUUAGAAACAACCUGUGUAACAUUUAAUUUCUAUUUUUCUUCAGUAAACUGCAACAUCAUUUUCCAUUAUAAAAUACAUUUAGAUUAACCAGAGGUGGAAACUUCAGGUCCAGAAAGUAUAAAUCCAGACCGUGAUUUAGUUUCAACCAACCAGUUGAGCAUAAAG